Lichtheimia ornata is the source of this 5544-nucleotide messenger RNA. RefSeq lists its product as uncharacterized. Gene Ontology annotation, cellular component: cell periphery; myosin complex; cell septum. The transcript has 4 exons. Bases 1 to 5544 code for a protein of 1847 amino acids. The record is from RefSeq and is a predicted model, not a curated record. Gene Ontology annotation, molecular function: chitin synthase activity; cytoskeletal motor activity; ATP binding. NCBI's taxonomy places the organism in Eukaryota, Fungi, Mucoromycota, Mucoromycetes, Mucorales, Lichtheimiaceae.
AUGGCAUAUAACGGUGACCUAUCUCGGCUCCUCAACGAGCAACAACACCGAGAGCCGAGUAGUAUCUUGAGCGAGGUCUUGCAGUCUCGUUUCAGCCAUGAUCAACCCUACGCGUUACUUGAUCAGCAUCGAUUAUUUGUGACCAAUCCUUACAAAAAGCUGGAGCUCUUGAAUGACGCAGCUGUACAAGCCUACGCCGACCAUGGUUACAAAAACUUGACAGCGAAUGAUGCAUCAUCGGUUGAACCACACGUUUAUGAAUUCGCAACACGAUUGUAUUAUAUAAUGCGACGACGUAAAGAACAUGUUGGUGUGAUUCUUAGCGGCGUUUCCGGAUCAGGCAAAUCAACCACACACCAACAUUUGUUAAAUGAACUCCUCCACCUUUCGGCUCAGACCAAACGUGAAGACAAAAUCCGUAGGCAGGUUACGAAUGCACAGACCGUGAUUGAAGCCUUCAGCGGAGCAUCCACUGCAGACAAUAUGCAUGCCUCGCAUUUCAGCCAAUUCCAGACACUGUAUUUUAAUGAACGUGGGCGUAUCCUUGGAUCCUACACGGCUGUUUACUUGUUGGAUAAAUUUCGUGUGGCACCCAAUGCAUCCGAUCCAACCUUCAACAUUUUCUAUCAAUUGCUUGCUGGAACCACGGCUCAAGAGAAGAAUGCAUUACACAUCAAUCAUCCAGCCGACUACUUUAGCUACCUUAAAGAUAGCCAGCAUCAUCCACAUCGCUAUGUGGAAGGCACACCUACCACACGUGAUGAAGUGUUGUUUAAUGAUUUUAAGGAAGCACUCAAAGCAUGCGGCUUCAAGAGUAAAACGAUUGCCCAGAUAUGUCAGCUGCUGGCAGCCAUCUUGCAUCUUGGUAAUAUUCAAUUUACGUCAUCGGCCUCUGACAAUUGUCGCAUCAAGAACAAGGAUACCUUGUCAUUGGUGGCUGCAGCCUUGGGCGUGGCUACUACAAAAUUAGAAUCCACUCUUACACACAAGCUAAAGUUGCUCGGCAAGGAAUUUUGUACCGCCUUUUUGACAGUGGAUGGUGCUACACAACAACGUGAUUCACUCGCACGGACGCUGUACACGAUUUUGGUGCUUUGGGUGACCGAUCAGAUAAACCAAAAGCAGCAGCAAAUGAUGACCGAUACAGAAAAGCACUAUUGUAUACGUAUUUUGGAUCCUGCUUCACGCACUUCUUCAACAUCACCACGUGGUUUCAUGGAUUUAUGCAAGCACUUUUGUGAAGAGCGUAUGCGCGCUUUUCGAUUUCCUCGUCCAUUGCAUAUCAACAACCAUUACAACGGCAACCCAAAUUCCAGCUUGUUCAUAUUCCAAGGCAUGAUCCCAGUACUUGAUCGAGAAUCAGAGCGUUUACAAGCCUAUGCUUUGGAUGCCACGGAUCAACAUUUCUUGUCAUUGGCUUCUAAACACAUGGCUGUUGACAAGGCCAACAAGAGCUUUACCAUCCAACAUUUUGGCACCCCGGUGGAGUAUAGUGCUGAUGGUCUUCUUGAGAACAAUCUUGAUGCACUAUCGCCUGAUUUCAUUUUGCUUUUCCGAUACAGCUGCUCCAAUGCAUUUUUCCGUGAGUUGUUUGAGAGCUCGGUGGUGGUAACAGAAACGCAUCCACGUGAUGAGAGGACGAUCAUCAAGGCGCAAUUGCCUUCAUCACCAGCAGCAUGGGAAAUACAACAACAAGAAGAUCAACCACCACGCAAAAUUGAAACCGUAAUGGAUCAAAUGGUGCAUAGCAUGGAUGAUUUGAUGGAUGUUCUUGAUACAGCACGUCUCUUUGAAAUCAUGCACGUUCGUCCCAAUGAUCAACAAAAGCCCGAUUUUUUCGAUCCAGCCGUCGUUCAACAACAACUUAAUGCAUUCCAUCUUGGGCCACUUGCUUUGGAUCAAAACAUGUAUCGAUACACAUUGGCUGAAUUUCUCGAGAGAUACUAUUACUUGACUUGUAUGCUUCCUGAUCAUGGAGAAAAAAUGGCGGCGGAUGACAUGACAAUGGUUUCUGGAGAGGGUGCCCAAAAAGAAGAAUACCCACAACAACAAGAAAACAAUGACUCUGAAACGGUGCUCAAGCUUGUACACAUGAUGCAAUGGACCGAUCGACAAGUGCAGCUUGAUAGUACCCAUAUUUGGAUUGGCUUUGACGUGUGGAAAGAUCUUGAAAACCAUUUACGUGCACUCGAAAAAGAAGAUCGUAUUCGUGAACGAGAACGACGCAUGUUGGAAGAAGCUGAACGACAAGCAGCUGAAAAAGCUGAAGCUGAAGCACGUGCAGCAGCCGAAGCGGCAGCAGAAGCAGAAGCAGCAGAAGCAGCAGCAGCCAAGGCUGAACAAGAAGCAGAUGAGGGUGGCGAUCAACAUCAUACAGGCGAUAAUCCAUUCGAUGAUCCAGAUGGUGCUUCCGAUGUUUAUUCGGAUCAUGACUUUUAUGAUGAUCGCACGGAAGUGGAUGAACGCAUGGGCAGUACUUUUGGCAAACAAAGUAGUCAAUGGGCCGAUGAUGAUGAUUACAUGGAUGGCUAUGGGCCUAAUAUGGAUAUGAGCAAAAUGAUUGAAGAUCAUUGUCCUCCAGCUGAAGAGCUCAUUGAAGUUGUUCCAAUCACUCGCAUACGUCGUUGGUGGGCACGUUUUGUAUGGUUCUGUACUUGGAUGAUCCCAUCAUUCGCACUCAAAUACAUUGGCAAAAUGCAUCGACAAGAUGUGCGUAUGGCAUGGCGUGAAAAAGUGACCUUGUGCAUGUUGAUCUUUUUAUUGUCUGCAAGCGUCAUCUUUUUCAUUGUGGGUCUUGGCGAGGUGAUUUGCCCAGGUACCAAGGAUCUCUUUACAUCAAAUGAUGUCACUGGUCACCAAACCAUUGAAGAUUACUGGAUCAGCGUGAGAGGAAAAGUCUAUGAUAUGACCAAGUUUGUAUCCUCACCCCAUGGCACGACCACGUAUAUGGCGACCAAAUCGACUUUGGAACCUUUGGCAGGCCGAGAUUUAUCAUACACAUUCCCACCACCGUUAACACAAGCAUGUCAAGGCUUGGUCACUGAUCCAUCCAUAACGGUCGUACCCAAUGAAACCAUUGUCCUUGGUCCAUUUGUGCAUUAUUCGGGUGAUCAGCAAAGCGAGAGCUCACUUGCAAGAUUGGGUGACCCAAAUUGGUUGGAUCAUUACUUUUCACCGGCGGUGACUCCAAACAAAAAAGGCCAACUGGUGAUAUCGAAAAAGCAAUUGAAAGACGACUUUGAAGGAUGGGGUCGACUCGCACUUGCCAUUGAUGGCAAGGUAUACGACUUGACAGACUACAUGACUACAGCACGUAAAUACCCUCGUAAUGCACCUGGUGUGCCUAAUUAUCACUAUUUGGAUGACGACGUGGAGCGCAUGUUUCAGAAGUAUUCAGGGACGGAUGCUACAGACCAAUGGAAACUUUUCACUGCCAGCAUGGAUGAAGCAACACGAGCCCAAAAUCUUGACUGCUUGAACAAUGCAUUUUAUGUGGCACAACUGGAUUAUCGUGAUGAGCUGCGAUGCACCUUUGUAAAUUACUUGUUGCUCAGCUUUGCUGUCAUCAUGUCCUUUGUGGUCCUUGUCAAGUUUUUGGCAGCACUUCAAUUUACAGGUGAACCAACACCGGAGGAACAAGACAAGUUUGUCAUAUGCCAAGUACCAUGCUACACUGAAGGCGAGGAAUCUUUACGCAAGACCAUCGAUUCAUUGACAACCAUGAACUAUGAUGACAAGCGCAAGCUUUUGUUUUUGAUUGCUGAUGGCAUGAUUAUUGGCAGUGGCAAUGAUAAGCCAACACCCAUGGUCCUUUUGGAUAUCCUUGGAUACGAUGUUGAAAAAGACGAAGAUCCUGAACCAGUCAUGUUCAAAUCAGUAGGCGAAGGCAGCAAGCAGCUCAAUUAUGGCAAGGUGUAUUCGGGCUUGUAUAUGCAUGAAGGCCACACGGUGCCCUAUAUUGUGGUUGUCAAAGUUGGCAAGUCGACCGAACAAAACAAACCUGGCAACCGUGGCAAGCGUGAUUCACAAAUCAUAUGCAUGGACUUUUUACGCAAGGUCCAUUUUGAUGCUGAAAUGACACCUUUGGAACUCGCCAUCUAUUACAAUAUCCGUAACGUGAUCGGGAUUGAUCCCGCUUUGUAUGAGUACGUGCUUAUGGUGGAUUCGGACACCGAGGUGUAUCCCGAUGCAUUGACGAGGCUAGUGUCAUGCAUGUUGCAUGAUAGUCGCAUUAUUGGUCUGUGCGGCGAAACGGAGUUGUGCAAUGAAGACAUGUCUUGGACAACACGUAUCCAGGUGUAUGAAUAUUACAUUUCACAUCAUCUUGUCAAGGCUUUUGAAUCACUCUUUGGAUCCGUCACUUGUCUGCCAGGCUGCUUUUGCAUGUAUCGCAUUCGUACACCACACAAACGUCAACCCUUAAUUGUGUCUCCUCAAAUCAUUCGUGGCUAUUCCGAUAAUCAGGUGGACACAUUACACAAGAAAAACUUGCUGCAUUUGGGUGAAGAUCGAUACUUGACAACGUUGAUGAUGAAAAACUUUCCACAAUACAAGAUCAAGUUUACUCCCUAUGCUCGUUGUCGCACUGUGGCACCCGAUAGUUGGCGUGUGUUGCUUUCACAACGUCGUCGUUGGAUCAAUUCAACCAUUCACAACUUGCUCGAGCUUAUUCUCUUGCCGGAGCUUUGUGGCUUUUGCUGCUUGUCCAUGCGAUUUGUGGUCAUGAUUGAUCUCAUUGGCACUGUCACUUUGCCUGCCUCUGUCAUUUAUUUGGCGUAUCUCAUUUACAUUGCAGCGUCCAACACAGGGCCAAUUCCAGUCAUUGCCUUGGCUAUGCUUGCAGGUGCCUAUGGUCUUCAAGCAUUGAUCUUUAUUUUCAAACGUCAAUGGCAGCAUAUUGGAUGGAUGGUCAUUUAUUUAUUAGCCAUUCCCGUAUUCAGCUUUAUCAUCCCGAUUUAUGCAUUCUGGCACUUUGAUGACUUUUCUUGGGGCAACACACGUGUUGUCGUAGGCGAUAAGCAGAAGCAGAUCAUUGUUACCGAAGACGAAAAGUUCGAUGACAAGAUGAUUCCUAUGAAGAAAUGGUCACAAUACGAGCGUGAAAUGGAGGAACUGGCACUUCAACAAGAGGAGGAAGAUAACAAGACUCAAUUGACGGAUGACAAUGAGCACCACAGCCAUGAAGGAGGAGGAGGGGAUGAUCAUGAUGGUUUGCAAGCACCAAGAUUACUCUCUGAACGCAACUUGUCCGAUUUUGCAGUGGAUCUUUCAGGUGCAUUGAAUUAUCCAUCAUCUAACAAUGGGCCAUUUACACAAUCAUCCAUGCUAUCACAAGACGAGGAGCAUGUAUCUAAACCUAUCCUUCCUGAAGAUGAGGAUAUCGAACGUGAGGUUGCACGCAUUUUGGCUGGUGCCAAUCUUAUGGAGCUUACCAAAAAGCAAGUGCGUGACCAGCUUUCGCAGCGAUUUGGCGUGGAUCUCACCAUCAAAAAGGGAUUCAUCAAUGAAGCAAUCGAACGCACCCUCACCAACAGCACACUGUAA